AUGGAGACCAAGCUCACUAUGGAGAGCCCCACUGACGUUGCAGCUGGAUCCAUGAUUGUGGAGAACUUGGACUGGGCACCCGAGGAGGAAGCUGCUGUGCGACGGAAGUUCGACUUUACCAUCACGCCUUUGGUGACCGUCCUAUACAUGCUGUGUGCAAUUGAUAGAGCUAACGUCGGCAAUGCUCGCAUUGAGGGCAUGAACGAUGACCUAAACCUCAUUGGUUACAGAUAUAAUAUUCUUCUCAGCGUCUUCUUUGUCUUCUAUCUAGCUGUCGAGAUUCCAAGCAAUGUCAUCCUCAAAAAUGUCGGUCCCCGAUGGUACUUACCCGCCCUCGUUUUCUGUUUUGGUCUCGUCUCUCUCUGCACUGCGUUCGUGCAGUCAUAUCCUGCUAUGAUUGUGGUGAGAGCCUUACUCGGUAUAUUUGAAGGUGGUGCAAUGCCAGGUACCGCAUUUUUCCUCAGCUGCUUCUACAAGAAAUCCGAAUUGUUUUUACGCAUGAGCAUCUUCAUUGCCUCAAGCGCACUGGCGAGCUCUUUUGGGGGUAUUUUAGCGGCAGGGCUUUCUCAUAUCCCUUCAUGGGGAACUGAUGCCAUGGUCAUCAGUAGAUGGCGCAAUAUAUUCUUUGUUGAAGGAUUUAUCACGCUUCUUGUCGCCAUGGUUGCCCCGUUCUUUAUGCCUCAUGGCCCGGGGACCUAUAAAUUCCUUACCCGAAGACAACGAUACAUCGCAGAGGAGAGAAUUCGACGUGAGAACAUAUCUGAAGGCGAGGCCAAAGUAACCUGGAAGCAUGUUCAACGCGCCAUCUUUAACAUUCAUACGAACGUCUGUGCAUGGUGCUUCUUUUGCACUAACAGUGCGGUACAAGGAUUUGGUGCCUUCAUACCUACCAUCCUCCGCGAGUUUGGUUGGACUUCAACAGAGGCUCAGCUUAAGUCAGUGCCGCCGUAUGUGGUGGCUUGUUUUGCAACUAUUAUCCUAGGCUACUUGAGUGACCGUUUGAACAAGAGAGGCAUCUUCAUGGUAGGGAUCCUUCCUUGUUCAAUUAUCGGUUUUUCGAUCCUGAGGUUUUCUGCCAACGUGAACGCCAAGUACGCUGCCGUCUUCUUGAAUGCUAUUGCAUGUUUUGGGGCAAGCAGCGGUUUCCUGAGUUGGGGUAUAAACAAUGCCGGAAGCCCAGCUGUUGCCGCGGUAGCGGGAGGAUAUAUAGUAAUGGUAGGAAGUGCUGGAGGAGUACUCUCAACCUGGACCUAUCUAUCAAAGGAUUCACCACUGUUCCAUACUGGUCAUACCAUUAACCUGUCGCUGCAAUGCUUUUGUUUUUGCUUGGCCUGUUUUGGAAUCGCUCACUGCAUCUACGAUAACAAACUCAGAGCUAUGGGACGAAAGGAUGAUAGGAUCAGAGGCCUCUCCGAUGAGGAAAAAUUGGCACUCGGUCACCGGAACCCUGAGUUCCGCUACAUGGAGUAA
Molecule: messenger RNA, 1470 nt
Organism: Penicillium hordei
Lineage: Eukaryota; Fungi; Ascomycota; Eurotiomycetes; Eurotiales; Aspergillaceae
Product: major facilitator superfamily domain-containing protein
Exons: 9
Coding region: 1-1470 (489 amino acids)
Biological process (GO): transmembrane transport
Cellular component (GO): membrane
Molecular function (GO): transmembrane transporter activity
Source: RefSeq, a predicted model, not a curated record